CUUACAAUGAUAAAUCUAAAAGGUUGGUGCUAUAUAAGUAAAAAACAGAAAAUAAAGGGAGUAGAUUUGGUUAAGACCCAAAAAUUACGGAGAGUUACCAUAAACCCGCCCAUCUCACCAAACUCUCAACGUUCAAAAAAAAAAAGAAGUUGAAUCCUUUCCUUCGCGUCGUAUCGUAAAGAAGAGAAGAAAGUGCCAUCUCUCUCUCUCUCUCUCUGGAAUCUGAAGACUUUCAAGUUCCUGGGUUUCAAUCUCCGCUAUAUCAGACACUGAGGGACUAGGAGGAAGCGGUAAUGGGGAGAAACCUCGGUUCAGCGUUUAGACAAGAGUUGGCUAACCUUGACAAAGAUCCAGAGACCAACAAGACUGCAAUGAGCAAUUUGAGAACUAUUGUGAAAGACUUGAACGCAAAAGUGAUACAUGUGUUUGUUGCUCAAGUUUCUGAGACCAAAGAGAUUGGUUCUGAGUCCGGUGGCUACACUGUGUCUCUCUUUGAAGACCUUGCUCGUGCUCAUGGAGUAAAGAUCGCUCCCCAUGUGGAAACCAUCAUGCCGGUUAUCGUAAGGACGUUGAGCUCUUGUGAUGGUUCCUUAGGUGUUCAGCAGGCUUGCUCGAAGGCGGUGGCUGCUAUUGCUAGAUACGGGAUCGAUCCCGCAACGCCGGAGGAUAAGAGAAGGAAUGUGAUUCAUUCUCUUUGUAAGCCGCUCUCAGACUCUCUUUUGGAUACGCAGCAUCAGCAGCAUCUUGCUUUGGGGUCUGCUCUUUGCUUGAAGUCGCUUGUGGAUUGCGACAACUGGCGUUUUGCUUCUAGUGAAGUGGUGAACAGCGUUUGUCAGAGCUUGGCUGUUGCUCUUGAAGCCACUUCGAGUGAAGCAAAGUCUCACAUGGCGCUUGUCAUAGCUCUUGCUAAGCAUAAUCCUUUUAUCGUUGAGGCGUAUGCUAGGCUUUUGGUGAAGUCUGGUCUGAGGAUUCUGGAGUUAGGCGUUGUUGAGGGAGAUUCUCAGAAACGGCUUUUAGCUGUGCAGAUGCUUAACUUUCUGAUGAAGUAUUUGAAUCCCAAGAGUAUUUGCUCUGAGCUUGAGCUUAUAUACAAAGAGAUGGAGAAACACUUGACAGAUGAGAUGUAUUUUGUUAGGAUGGCAGCUUAUGAAACCAUGAGUACAGCAGGGAGAUUGAUAGGAGAGUCAGAAGAUCCAAUGUUUGGUGCAGAGAACUCCAAGACUCGAGUCUCAUUAAGUGGAUCAGUGAAGUCUACACCAAGUCUGAGAGCACAUAGCAUGAGUUAUGUUAAUGAUCAAGAAGAGGAAGAUGUUUUGUUUUCCGGUAUAGCCAGUGGAAGAACUAUCGUCUCAGGCUCUCCUUUGGUGAACUAUGCUGUCUAUAACCAAGAAACCGGUUCUGUGCUUGAGAGUCCAAGAAAUGGAGACCAGUUUCAGUUUCCUGGUUUUGAAGAUGACAACAUGGAGUCAGUUAUGUUCCAUCAGAGGAACAGAAGCUCUGAGUUCAACGAAUCCGUGUGCUCGUGGACCAAUCGGUCAAGAAGCUCAAGAGGAAAGCCAAAGAAGAGACAAUCAGGAGACAUCGGUUCACAUCAUCACAGGCACGGUUUUGCACAAGAUCCAUUCACUGAGCUAGUGGAGAACAGACAGCAGAUGCAGCAACAGUACAGUGAAAGCUAUUCGUCAUCAUCAAUAUAUGAUACAUCUGGUGGUACUACUACUGCUACUACUCCAACCGAAGAUAUCUGUGAGAAACCGAAGUCAGAUUUGGGUUCUGAGGGCAAAGUAGAGUCAAGAGGGGACAGGAGCAGGCGUGUGUUAAGAUGGGGAUUGAGUUUCUUCUCUGUUGCAGUUGCAGGGUUUGCUAUGUGGGCGCAUCUGCAAGAUGAUAUGGUGAUACCUCCUCACCUUGUUCCUACUUGAAGACUUAAGGGAUGAACGUAAAAAGCAGCUUAGAACAUAGAGCUUAGGUUUUUUAGAUUGUACGUUCUCUUGUGUUCUUUUGUUUACUGUGUGAUGGAUCAUGUUCAAAUACUAGUUUGUUCUUUUUUCUAAUCAAAAGUUUGUCACA
Raphanus sativus (radish) is the source of this 2070-nucleotide messenger RNA. RefSeq names its product protein SINE2. The record is from RefSeq and is a predicted model, not a curated record. Gene Ontology annotation, molecular function: microtubule binding. Gene Ontology annotation, cellular component: microtubule. The transcript is spliced from 3 exons. The coding region runs from base 294 to 1922 and encodes 542 amino acids. NCBI's taxonomy places the organism in Eukaryota, Viridiplantae, Streptophyta, Magnoliopsida, Brassicales, Brassicaceae.